Harpia harpyja (harpy eagle) is the source of this 1055-nucleotide messenger RNA. RefSeq names its product solute carrier family 50 member 1 (gene SLC50A1). The record is from RefSeq and is a predicted model, not a curated record. Gene Ontology annotation, biological process: carbohydrate transport. Gene Ontology annotation, molecular function: sugar transmembrane transporter activity. The coding region runs from base 55 to 630 and encodes 191 amino acids. NCBI's taxonomy places the organism in Eukaryota, Metazoa, Chordata, Aves, Accipitriformes, Accipitridae. The transcript has 5 exons. Gene Ontology annotation, cellular component: membrane.
AGCCGCGGCCAGGACCACCUCCGCUCCCCGCUGCCGCCGGUGCUGCGGCCCGGCAUGGCCCCGCUGCCGCUGCUCGCCGCCGCCUGCCUGGCCUGCACCCUCGCCAUGUUCGGGACCGGCCUCAACCUGAGCUGGUUGGGCUAUGGCUGCCUGAAGCAGGACUGGACCCUGAUCACCGUCAACACCAUUGGGGCAGCACUGCAGACCCUCUACAUCCUGGCAUACCUCUACUACAGCCCUGCAAAGCUCCCCGUGCUGCUGCACAGCCUGCUGCUCCUGGCCGUGCUGGUUGCUGGCUACGGCUACUUCACCCUCCUGAUUGCCGAUGCACGGAUGCGCCUGGCACGCCUGGGGCUCUUCUGCAGUGUCUUCACCAUCAGCAUGUACCUCUCACCGCUGGCCGACCUGGCCAAGAUUGUCCGGAGCAAGUCGACGCGUUGCCUGUCCUUCCCCCUGACCAUCACCACCUUCCUGGCCUCCACCAGCUGGACUCUCUACGGCCUGCAGCUCCAUGACCCCUACAUCACGGUCCCGAAUGUGCCAGGGAUUGUCACCAGCAUCGUGCGGUUCUGGCUUUUCUGGUGGUACCCGCCAGGCCAGGACAAGCCCUACAGACCCCUGCACGCCUGAGGGGACCCCGCUGGCCCCCCCUGAGGAAGGAGCUCACGCACUGUUGGACCAAUGAAGGAUCCCCCAACCCUUGCCAGUCUGCUCCAGCGUGGACUGGCCCCAGCCACUGAGGCCCAGGUGCCAAGGGCUGCCCGCUCCUGGCAGGACAGGGGCCCCAGGAGGGCACCUCCUGCCUCUGUGGUUCACUCUCACUGGCAUCCCUCCAGCCCUUGGUCCUUCAGUGAUGGUUGGAUUGGUCUCAGCGAUGCCUUCGGGGUGCCAGGAGCCCCCCACCCCAGUUCCUGGGCACCCUGCCUGUCCCCGGGGACCCCCAGACAGUCUUCCAUGCCCACGGCUCUGCCCCAGCACCAGGCUGGGUCUGCCGGGAAGCCCUGUGUCUCUUUUGAAUGAAUUUAAGUGCCUUUUAAUAAAUCAGAGACUGAAGA